UCAAACCUACCAUUAGAACCUGUCUGGUUUUCUACUCAACAUAAACCAUACUUACUUGGUAUAUGCUAAAUAUGUAAUUUUUGUGACACAAUCCAUUUCGUCAGCUGUUAUGAAAUUCAACAUUAGAUACAUUUGUGAGAGCACUUUUCUAACCAGGACACUGUUAUUACUUAAGUAUCAACGCUGUGCUGUCAAUAAAGACAUUUAUUUACCAUGGUAAAACACUGUAAAUAAUAAACAAUGGUGCUUUUACAUUGGUCAAUGCUUUGCAAAAUGUUCUUUACUUCUUUACUCGGAAAUGUACUAUCAAAAUGAAUUGGCUUGAUAAUAGAUUCAUUUACACAGAGUUAAAGUGCUACACACACACCAAAUAUAAAAUAUGCGUGUGAGUGUGUGUAUAUAUGUCUAUGUACACACACAUAUAUUUUAUAUUUGAUUUUUUUUUUUAUAUAAAUGUAUGUAUAAGUUAUUAAUAUUUUUGUUAUUAAAUAAUAAUACAUAUGUCUAACCAAACAAAUGAUCUUUAUACUCUUCACAUGUAAGUGGGUUUUUUUUUUUUUUCAUUACAACAAUGACCUCUAGUGGUGGACAUUUGAUAUGACUGCUGAGGUCAAGGGGUAAAUCUAAUCACAUUAUGCCACUAAAGAUUAUCAGACUAUCUACCAGACUUCUGAUCUCAAAAACAAAGUUUGUAUUGAAAGAUGAAAAGAAAAUGCUAUAGAUUUUGGCUAAAUUCUUCCCUCAAAGAGCUCAUUUCUGAAAAUGAAUAUGCAUUGAAUAAGGUAUUACACUUACCCCCGGUUUCACAGACAAGGCUUAAGCCUAUUCCCAGACUAAAAUGCAUGUUUGAGCUGUUUUAAUCGAAAGCAACUUGUACUGACAUAAAUUAAAAUACAUCAUUGUCAUUAUUUUGUCUCAAUACGCUCACCAGUAAUGUUUUUCUUUAUUUUUUUUCCCCCCAAGGCUACUUAAAGCUACUUAAAUGUCCUAAUUGAACUAAGGCCUAAUCCUGGCUGCCUUGUCUGUGAAACCAGGCCUUAGGGUAGUGACUCUGUUUUAAAGCAUGAAGACUACAUUUCCCAGAAUGCUAUAUGAUUAUCCACAGGAAGUAACAGUAACUUCAAAAAAAAUCUUUGUAGAAUUGCACAAUGUCAUAUUGUCUAAACCCCUGAUAGCUCCAGAGAGAAGGGAAGAGAGACAUCACUCCAUGAUGAAGUUGCUUUGCGGUAUUACCUUGUUAUUAGCAGUUGCUGUUGCCUAUUACAUCUACAUCCCAUUGCCUAGGGCAAUUUCAGAGCCAUGGAAACUGAUGGUGUUGGAUGCCACAUUCCGAGGAGUUGUAAGUAUGGGAGAUGUUGCUCACUCACUGGGUUUGAGCCAUAGAGUCCACGUUAUCAACUCCGCCAUAAUCAAUUUUGAGAGUUUGGUGCCCGUCACAAACCAAGAGAUCCAGGCUGAAGAUGUCCUGUUUGAUGGGGUCCAUGUGCGUGUAUACCACCCUCCUGGACGGGAAGAAAAGCUGAGGAGAGCAGUUAUGUUUAUCCACGGAGGUGGAUGGGCCUUGUGUGCUCCAAAGUUGGGGUCAUAUGACAGUCUCUGCAGACAAAUGGCAGCUGAUCUGGACGCUGUGGUUGUGACGGUGGAUUAUCGCAUGGCUCCUGAUGUGCGCUUCCCUGUGCAGUAUGACGAGUGUGUGCAGGCUGCUAAGCACUUCCUGAGGCCAGAAGUGCUGGCGCAGUACUCGGUCGAUCCAGAGCGAGUGGCAGUGUGUGGGGACAGUGCUGGAGGGAACCUGGCCGCUGCAGUGGCUCAGCGGAUUGGAAUAGACAACAGUACUUCUGUGAAAUUCAAACUUCAGGUCUUGAUUUACCCAGUGCUCCAGGCGCUAGACUUCAAUACAGCUUCCUAUCAGCAGAACCAGAAUGUUCCCAUCCUGUAUCGCACGCUAAUGGCCCGCUUCUGGUUGGAGUACUUAGACGGCGACCUUGACCUCAUGCACUCCAUUAUAAAGAACAAACACACCGCCCAAGACCAAAACCAAAACCUGCUGUCCUUGAGUCGUUCAAAACUAAACUGGACCAAUCUCCUCCCCAAACGACUGAUAAAAGAUUAUAAGCCUAUUUUUCCGCUGACUGGCUCUCCUAAAAUCUUAAAGGAUUUACCAGCAUUACUGGAUGCCAGAGCCGCUCCGUUACUGGCGGAGGACGAGGUUUUGCGUAUGACGCCACGUGCUUACAUUCUGACCGGUGAGCAUGAUGUUUUGAGGGAUGAUGGGAUGAUGUAUGCCCGCAGGCUGGAGCUGGCAGGGGUCUCUGUCACUAAUGACCAUUACGAAGAUGGUUUCCAUGGCUGUGUGACCUUUGCUUUCUGGCCCUGCUACUUCUCUGUGGGAAUAAGGGCAGUGCAGAAUUAUAUUGCUUGGCUUGACGAACAUUUAUAGUUAUUUGACUUAAAUGAUCAUUCGUACAUAUACAAGAAGACACAUACCUAUAGAGGAUUUAUACUGUAAAUCAAGGAACUGUAUUGUCUUUCAAAUAAUGACUAACACACUAAUGUGUUCUUAAAAAUUAUGUACUAAGAACCGAAUGACAAAUGAAUUUCUCUUGAAUAUAUAUACUAACAUCAUUAAUAUAAACGAGUAUGUGCACACAUUUCAUUGUCAACAGUUAAAAUAUUUGUCAGAUUAUUAUCAAUUCAAAUUCUGCUUACAUUUUUUGUCUUUAUCACCACCUACUGCAUUCACAAAUCAGAAUUCAUAUAUUACCAUGCAUUUCAUAAAGAUUUCUGCUAGACUUGCACUCCAAAGACCUGCAAUUAAUUUAAUAUUUCUACUGUGAAGCACUGUGAAUAAAGUAGGAACAUGUAUUAAAAAUACUCUGCCUA
Molecule: messenger RNA, 2883 nt
Organism: Megalobrama amblycephala (Wuchang bream)
Lineage: Eukaryota; Metazoa; Chordata; Actinopteri; Cypriniformes; Xenocyprididae
Gene: nceh1a
Product: neutral cholesterol ester hydrolase 1a
Exons: 5
Coding region: 1064-2440 (458 amino acids)
Cellular component (GO): membrane
Molecular function (GO): carboxylic ester hydrolase activity
Source: RefSeq, a predicted model, not a curated record